This is a messenger RNA of Pimephales promelas (fathead minnow), 4511 nucleotides long. It is a transcript of the gene ston2, whose product is annotated as stonin 2. Gene Ontology annotation, biological process: endocytosis; regulation of endocytosis. Lineage: Eukaryota; Metazoa; Chordata; Actinopteri; Cypriniformes; Leuciscidae. The record is from RefSeq and is a predicted model, not a curated record.
UUAAAGCUGAUUCACUGGGAGCGAGUGAGAACUACAAUCUGCUUAGACUCAACAACACGGUAUCGCCUUCCUAAGGUGGGCAUGGCGUUCAAGAUUUGUUGGAGUGAGACAAAGUUACCAGGUGCAAGCAACUGAAGACACAAGACAGAACAACUCCCCAUGGCUGCUAGAGCCAGUAGCAGAACUGAAACUCCGAGACCGGGGUGGGUCGCUUUUUCAGACGAGGAGUCACAGGCAGAUGAGGACCCCCUCCAGCCCUCUUUAGACCAGCCUGUGCUGGACUGCUCUACAUGGGCAGAAGUACCAUGUGUACGUGGCCACAAGACAGAGCAGACGAAUUCCUGGGUUCAGUUUGAUGACAAACCAUGGUUACCCUCUCCUCCUCCCUCAACGCAGGUAAAAGGUCCCAGACACAGCAUUUGCUCUUCAGCCAGUUUCUGGAGUACCGUUCCCCCUUCAGAGAGCAGCUGGACCACCCAAUCAGAGGAGCAGAGCUCCGUGAGCAUGGGGGCGUCUUCCUGUGACCUGCCCUCUCUUAGCACCGAAGAGCCACCCAGUCAAACACCCUCCUGUCCUCACUCUCCAAAUUCUUCUGUGUGCCAAGAGGAUGAAGAAAUAACCAUGGAUUCGUUCAACUGUACAGCAAAUAACCAACACACUAAUGGCCAUUCAUAUGUCACCUCCAACCACUUUACAAGUUGGGUUACUUUUGAUGAUGAUGAGGACAUCCAGUCUCCAGGGAGACCUUCUAAUAUAAAACUGGAUAAUCUAAACAAUUCGCCACUGCAGGAUGCCAACAGCAACUUGAUUUCAUCUUCCAUUUUUGGUCAGAUGACAGAGAGACACAUCCUGGACUUGGCCCCUAAUGGCACCAAUUCCAUCUUUGCCUUUGAUAACUCACUAUCGAACAACAGUGUCCCUUAUAACAAGACGAACCCUUUCCUCAAUGAUGAGUUCUCCAGCCUACAACCCUCUCCUAUUAACCCUUUCAGUGCCUUUUUUGACAAAACCGACCUUAAAACGUCCCAAGGCAUUGGCGUGUGUCCAGAAUCACCGAAUAUGUCCAGCUUCAGCUCACCAUUCUUUGAGUAUCAAGACGAUAAUAUCAAAAAGGAAUCUAUUUUGCUUUUUUCAGCUCAAAAGGACUCUGCAAUUGGAAACGAUAGUGUCCCACCAGGCUUUCCUCUGGAUGGUCUGGAUCAACUCAAGAAUAUACACAUCUCUGACCCUGAACAUGAUGGUAGUCCUACACUACCAGAUGAUUCAGUAGAUGCAGUUUUCUCAGAUGAUUCCAACUAUGAACCAGACCACAUGACUCCCCAGGAAGGCUGGCCCAUGCUCCUGCGCAUCCCUGAGAAGAAGAACAUCAUGUCCUCACGUCAUUGGGGGCCAAUAUUUGUCAGAUUGACUAAAAGUGGACAGCUGCAACUUUUCUAUGAGAAGGGGCUAGAAAAGCCCUUCAAAGAGUUCCAGCUGAACUCCCAGCAUGAGAUAUCUGAACCCAAGCUCCAGAACUACGACGAGAAUGGUCGGGUUCACACCAUCAGUUUAGACAAUGUGGUUUACAAGGAGAAGAGGAAAAUCCAGCCCAAGGUCACUGUGGUUCAUUUGCCCAUAAGAGAGCAAGUGGUGAAACUUGGGACCACAAACUACCAGGACUUCUUGAGCUUCCGUCAUGCUCUGCAGGAGAGCCUUGUAGGACUCUCGGUGGAUCAAGAAGGUCUCAACUGGCCAACGACUUACACUGACGAGGAGGUCCACGUGGAGGUGAGAGACAACUUUUAUGGGAUUCUGUCCAAAGGGGACGGCCGUAUCUUGGAGCAGCUAGUUUUGAGCCGAGUGAACAUGCUAGCAUUCUUGAAUGGAUCUCCACCUUGUAGUAUCGGCCUAAAUGAUAUCCAGGUCAAAGGUAAAGAGGUGGUUUCUCGGCAUGACAUAAUUCCCAACACAACAUCACGUUGGAUUCAACUGCGGGAUUGUCGACUGCAUGAGUGUGCAGACCAGUUAGAGUUCACAGAGUCCCGUGCCAUUACGUUUAGUCCACCGAUUGGUCGUCGCUUUGAACUACUGCGUUUCCGCACUGCGUUCGCAGAAAAAUCCCUUCCCUUCACCCUAAGAACAGUCGCUUGCGUCAGGGGUGCGGAAGUGGAGGUUCAGUCAUGGCUGGUGAUGUCAACAGGGUUCACAUCCAAUCGGGAUCCUUUAACUUUAAUACCAUGUGAGAACGUUGCUAUCCGUUACCCCAUACCAGAAAUUUGGGCAAAGAAUUUUAGGCGGGAGAGUGUGACAGGAGAAAAGUCCCUGAAGGCUCGAUUCAAUAAAGGAGCCAGCUUUGGUUCAACCAGCACAUCAGGGUCCGAACCAGCCAUGAGGGUCACGAUCGGCACAGCUAAAUACGAACAUGCCUUUGGGUCUGUGGUGUGGAGGAUCAGUCGCCUGCCAGACAAGAACUCAGCACUGGGACACCCUCAUACGUUCUUCUGUCGUCUGGAGCUGGGCUCAGAUUGGGAGGUGCCUUCUAAGUUUGAGUGCCUGGUAGAGGUUGAGUUUGACAUGCCCUCUGCUUCUGCGUCCAAAGCCACCGUUCGCUCUCUGUCCGUGGGGGACAGAACUGACUUGAAGAAAUGGAUCACCUACAAAUCACAUUACUCCUACCAGGUGGCAGUCGAGCAGAAGAAUGAGAGCACAUUGGACAGUCCUCAAAACGAGAAGCCAGACGAGUGCACUCAUCAGUGAGGAACCAGGAAGAGAGGAAGGGACACAGGUUGCACUUGUUGAACAAGAGAAAGUUCAACCUUGAACUAGUUUUCGUUUACAUUUAUUGUCCAUUUGGGCAAUAUUUCGAAAUUGAAACAUAUUCAGUAAGAAUAAACACACCACAGACCCCUCGCAAAACACUACAGCAUAUUUCCAGAUCUCCACCUUUUUUGCAUGUCUGAAUAUUUCAAUAAAAUGAAUCACCAUUACAGCAAAGUACAGAGCUUUUUAUUUUACAGACAUGAAAACAUUGUGAAUAACUCCCAAUCAUCUCAUUAAGUCCAAUAAUCAUCUUUGCCUGAAACAAUACAGCUGCCAUCUGUACUGCAGAGAUCACUGAGAUUUUGUGUACAUUUGUGUAUAUUUUGGCCUAUGACGAGUCAUUUGUGUAGGGUUACCGGGUAUAUUUUCUUGCUAUUUAACUUUGUACAGAAAAUAAUGAGGGACUUGUUAACUAACACAUUUCAGAACUGUUUUCAAUUAGAAGACAAAUAAGUAACUCACUAAUUUCUCGUUAAAAAUAAAUGCUUUUAUAAUGUAAUAAUGUAUAAACUAGUACAGAUCUACUAGUGAUGUGAAUUGUUUACCUUAGAUUUGUGUUCAUGAGUCUAUUAAAAGCACAUUUUGAUUCAUUUUUUAUGAAUAUUGAUAUAUGAAUUCCAUUUACAGGCUUUUUUUUUUUCCUCACAAAUUUCUAAUGAAAAUAUAAUUCACGUUCAAUUGAUCUUCAAUCUUGAAUUAAAAUUUUGCCAAACAAUGAGUUCUUAAAGCAGAGUAUUCCUGUGAGGGGAAAUUGAUCAUGUUUGUCAGAACCCUGUACUUUUCACAUCUUGUUGAGUUUAACAAUUACUCGAGUUCAAAAGGGGGCGUACAUUUGUGUUAAACUAUUGAAAACUGCUGUAAUAAUGUCUUUUUUCCCCCCCUUUUUUUUUCGGUGUGCUUUGAACAAUUUUUCUUCACAAUUCUUUUCUGGUGUACUGCAUCAUUUCACUAAUGGGUGUUGACAUUAAACUGAUGAGUAAUACAUGUUUAAAAAUAUAUAUUUAAGAUGACACUUCACAAAUAAUAUUUGUGCAUUGUUUCAUUUUAUGUUGUUUUGGUUUUGGGAAUCGCAGUUGCUUUGAUUGUUCCCCGUGCACAAACCUUGGAUGAUUUAAAAAAUAUAUAUAAUGGAUGUUUUAUUCAUAAUUAAAUGAUUAUGAUUUAAGGUAGCUCUGUUUUGUCCUGUAACACAGAGGAAUACACUCGAUAGAGUGGUAACACUUUACAAUAAGGUUUCAUUUGUUAACACAUUUAGUUCACAUGAUGAACAAAGAAUGAACAAUACUUUUAUAGCAUUUAUUAAUCUUAGAUAAUGUUAAUUUCAACAUUUACUAAUACAUUAUUAAAAUCAUUUUUUUUUUAUUUGUUAACAUUAGUUAAUGCACUGUGCACUAACAUAAACAAACAAUGAACAACUAUAUUUUAUGUUAACAAUGAGACCUUAUUGUAAAGUAUUACAGAAAUAAUUCUUAGUGUCAUUAAUUGUUUGUCUUGUUGUUGUUGUUUUUUUCCCCCUGUUUUUUUCAGGAUUGAUUGUUGUUGUUUUUUCUGGGUUGGUUUUCUUUUAUUAAUGUUUAAAAAAAUUGAUGUAGUAUGGAUAGAUAUGUUUUAUUUUUUAUUGUCUUAAUAACUGUAAUUCCACUAACAUUCAAAUAGGCACCUUCAUCUCUCAACUGGACGGCAUACAAUAAAGUAUGUUUAAAAAAAUGCUA